AGUUAAAAUGGCGGCGCCCUGGUGAGGGAGCUGUGGUGAGGGGUCAGGGCGCGGGGCUGGCAGGGCGGCGGGGCCGGGUGAGAGCCGGGGACCGGUGAGCAGCCGGGGAUGGCUAGGGGAGGCCGAAAGCUUCUUGCAGCGCGGUCACCGCGGCCCGGGCCGAGUGGGGUGGGCCGCGGCCCUUGCGAAGAAGGCGGCGAGGAAGGGUGCAGCGGCCGGGCGGCGGGCCGGGGGUUAGUGUCCGCAACGAGAGCGGUCUGCAGUGGUGGGCUGGUGCCGUGCCGAGGCAACGCCUUGCGAGUCUUGGCGUGGAGAGGGCUUGGGAGCUCACCAUGCGCCUGCCGCAGGGGAAGUCUGAGGGUUUUCAGGAGUCAGGUGUAUAGCUCCGUCUGUUCAACUCAUUUUUGAUACACUCAACAGUUUCUUCCCUUUUCCACACAUACAGAAAUGCUCAAUUGCUGUACUUUGUUGUUCCUUCUACGCCCUGAGUUCAGGGGCUAUUUGUGAUACCGAAUUUUAAGAAUUCACCCUGGAGCUAACAGGCUGUCACUUAAUAGAGAUGGCUUAACUAAAUAUGAAUCUGGUGGCAAGUGUUCUACCAUGCCAGAAUAUAUUUCUUAAGCCUGAAACACUGUUGUAAAGUUGUAAUAAUUUGGAUGUUUUCACUGUUCCAUGAUUGGACACUGAAAGGGAUAAGCGAUGAAGCAGUUCACCUUAGUGAUCUGUGUGAACUGUAAGAAAAGCUGAAAUUCUUGUACCUGUCGUUUAACUGCUUAAUCUCUCCUUAAAGAUUGAGUGUAAUAAUAAUAGAAAUUGUGAAAGCUUUGCUGAAGAUAAAAGUGGUGUAUAAUGAUCCCAAAAGUGAGAGUUCUUGUCAGUUCCCUGUACUGAUUUUAACAAGUAAUUGCAAGAAACAGCAUUCUGUGGGUUGUAAGAAUUUCUACCAAUUUAAUUAAUUAGUUAUGAAUGGCCUCUUAAAUUUUUCUCAGUGCAAAAAAUGAAAUAAUCUCAUAAUUCUUAAAUAAAAAUAUUAUUAUGAGUAAAGAAUUAGCAAGUUCUGUUGUAAAGGGAAGAAGACAGAAUUGGAUUAUGUUAAGCAUUUGGCAUAACCAGGAAACUGAAAAUCAAAGGUGAAAGUCCUUGUAAGUUAUCAAGGUCAGAAUACGGCGGGCAAUUAGAUAUGUGUAAAACUUAAAGCACUUUGUGGAAGCUGUAUGGGAUUAUUUGUUGGCUGCUAUCAGAAUCAAGUUAUAAAUUGUUCCUGCCUGCUGUUCAGAUGUGUCCCAAUGGUAAAUGAUACUCACUUUCCAUGUGGAAACAAGUGUACAGGUUGAAUAAUCAGCUCCUGAAAUGGCUUCUCUUCAGACCUCACAUUUUUUUUGCCUAUACUUCCAAAAUGAUGCUUAGCCAGAGGGACUUCUGAGAGUUUCUCAGUGUUUGCUUUACCACACAAACAGAGGUUAGAGUCAUUGCUGCUGCAAUGUCCUGGGUACAAGUUGCAGUCAACCAAUCCAAUGAAGAUAUAUUUGAUGAAGAUGCAGACGAGAUGUGUGUAGUACAGAAAGAAUGGAACAGCACCAUGAAAAAAAGAUUGAAGGAGGGCUUUAGGGAUGGUGUUGAGGCUGGGAAAGAACUUGCGCUCCAAGAAGGCUUCAAUCAAGGUUACAGAGAAGGUGCUGAGCUGAUGGUUACAUGUGGCCAGUUCAGAGGAACCCUGAAUGCUCUCUCAUCCUGGUGUCACCUUAAUGGACAUAAUUCUGCUUUAAGUAAGAUAAAAAAUCUUCUAGAUGUGGUUGGAAAGCAUGAAGAUGAUCUACUUAAGUGUCUGAAUUCUAUCCAACAACAGCCACAUGUUGGAGACAUUUUAAACGCUGUUCAGGACAUGGACCUGAGUCAUGCAGCUCCAGCUGGGACAAAGUAUGAUGAAGUUAACACCAAAAAACAUGAACACGUUGGCAGCUCUGCUGAAAACUAUUGUAGAAAUAUUGGUGAGGAUGGUUCCUUGCAGUCUGAGUGCAACAAGGCAAAACUCUGUACAGAUCCUGAAAGGUCAAACCUUGCUUGGGUUAAAAAGCAAACUGUUUCUCUAGUAGAGCAGCUGGGUUUGUCGCUGGACAUACUCCAUCAUGUCCACCAACUGGAGCUUUAGUUUUUCUGUUUCAUGGUAUUUAAAAUUAUCUCAGCUGGAUUGGAUUCCCAAUUUGAGGAUCAGUUCACUUUAGGGAAGUCUGAUUCCGAUACUUCCCAACGGAGGUUAUUUUUGUAAAUCUUACCUUGCUUCAGCUCGUGGCCAAAAAACCUUGGUUUUCUUCCUAAAUAUAACUUUCACAGAAAGGGAGAUAAUCUUAAAAGCUCUCCAAAGAUUUACUAAACAUGUCUCUAUUCUGUGACAGAAUGUGUCAUUUCACCCUUACUUUCUCUAUUGGUAUCCUUUUGGAAAUGGAGCAGGUCCCUUAGAAGCCUCCUCAAAUAUACAAAAAAAAAAAGCCCAGUGCUAUCGACAAGUUGUUAUUGCAGAAUAAGCUGCUGUUGAUGACAUUCUAACUGUGCAAAAUAGAACAGGAUCUGCUGAUUUCCAAAGUACUGUAACUCUCCUGAUUACUAUAUUUAAAAAAAAAAAAGAAUUUUUCACCUUUUGUCAAAUUCUUACUCUUGCCUUUUGUAACCCCUAUGGAGUGCUCUUUCACAGUUAAAAUGAUUUUUUUCCUCUUCAUACAGUUCUAUUUAUUUCAGUUUUGGUGGAAGCACACCCCUCUUCUCAAAUGCUGAACUACUGACAAUACCAUUGUUUUGCUGUUCUAACAGCAUACUAUCUGCUAUUACCCUGUUAAAACCCAUCUAUAUAUUCCUAGUCUAAUGAAUUUUCUUGUGUUAUUUUGGUAUUUAUUUUGCAAGUCCUUCAACUCUCUUCCCUUCGUUCCCACAGUUUUCCCCAAACUCUUAAAGGAAGACAGGCUUAUUCACCUUCUCUUAGAAGCAUGGUCAGCCACAGAUGCAUCUGACAACUUUGUAUUUCUGUGCCAACCUUUUGUAUUAGACUCCUUUUCCUGUUGCUUGCCUAAACUAUAGCUGCAAAUUCCUUUGGUUAGGAAGUCUUGUCUUUGUGAAUAGCUGUCUCUGUUUCAGAGUAAUUAAACUGAUUUACAUUAAGUCAGAAGUUCAGUUGUUUUAUGUUGCUUUUAACUUUCUUCAGUGUCUGAGACAAACCUAAAUUUUGAACAACUGACUUAACUAUAACUAAAGAAAGAUAUAAAACUGUUUUGUGAUUAUUUUAUUUUUACUGUGAAGCUAUAAAAAGCCAAGGCACAAAUUACGUGAUUUUUUUUCAGAGAAUGAGUUUAUAACUUUCUUAUUAAAGACUAUUGUCCUGCCCUGGAGUUAAGCUGUAAGUUUGGUUGCUAUUCCAUACCACUUCUGCAUUAGGAGAAAAUGGAACUGUGCAAUUAAGAGUCUCACGUUGAACUUGUUACUGAAAUAGUGGAAUUGAAUAAAGCUGUUUGCAUGUAUUA
Messenger RNA from Cygnus atratus (black swan), 3509 nucleotides. It is a transcript of the gene YAE1, whose product is annotated as YAE1 maturation factor of ABCE1. Lineage: Eukaryota; Metazoa; Chordata; Aves; Anseriformes; Anatidae. The transcript has 4 exons. Bases 1481 to 2149 code for a protein of 222 amino acids. The record is from RefSeq and is a predicted model, not a curated record.